Molecule: messenger RNA, 1972 nt
Organism: Anoplopoma fimbria (sablefish)
Lineage: Eukaryota; Metazoa; Chordata; Actinopteri; Perciformes; Anoplopomatidae
Gene: coq2
Product: coenzyme Q2 4-hydroxybenzoate polyprenyltransferase
Exons: 8
Coding region: 103-1284 (393 amino acids)
Biological process (GO): ubiquinone biosynthetic process
Cellular component (GO): mitochondrial inner membrane
Source: RefSeq, a predicted model, not a curated record
CCUAACUGCAGUGCUGUUGUGACCGAUUAGCCACCUGUGUAAUGGCUAGUUUCCUUUAUUUUUGUAAUCUAUUCUAGUGUAAAAUACAGUGAGGGAAACACCAUGCUCCUAGCCAAGCUGACCAGCCGGUUGACUGUGAAUACCCUGAGGAGGAUUCAUCAUGGAGCUCUUUACCCCUGUCUUUACUCCAUGUCCAACGUCUUCCUUCACACAGAAGGAGGGAGGACUAGAGAUUUGAGUCUCCGCUCAGAUUCCAGUGUGUUGAGAAGAGGACUUUAUGGUCAGAGUGUUUUCCACCCUUCACUCAGACCACAUGAAACACAACAAUAUGGGAGAAGAUCAUUCAGUUUAUCAGCUGCUUCAGUUGUGAAUUCUGCACCAGCUUCUAUCCAGCCAUACCUGCGGUUGAUGAGGCUAGACAAACCUAUUGGGACAUGGCUGCUCUACCUCCCGUCUGCAUGGAGCAUUGCUCUGGCUGCCGACCCCGGAUGCCUCCCACAUCUGGAUAUGCUCACCCUGUUUGGUGCGGGUGCCCUGCUGAUGAGAGGAGCGGGCUGCACCAUCAAUGACAUGUGGGAUAGAGACUUUGACAAAAAGGUGUCCAGGACGGCGACUCGACCCAUUGCAUCAGGAGAGAUUUCUCAGAAGCAGGCACUGGUCUUCUUAGGAGGGCAGCUUUCUCUGGCACUUGGGGUUCUCUUGUGUCUCAACUAUUACAGCAUAGCUUUGGGGGCUGCCUCAUUAUGUCUUGUCAUCUCCUACCCGCUGAUGAAGAGGAUCACUUAUUGGCCACAACUUGUGUUGGGCCUCACUUUUAACUGGGGAGCGCUGCUUGGCUGGUCCGCUGUCCAGGGCUUCUGUGAUUGGUCCGUAUGCCUCCCGCUGUAUUUCUCAGGAGUGAUGUGGACGCUGAUAUAUGACACAAUUUAUGCACAUCAGGAUAAGGAGGACGACAUCAAAGUAGGAGUCAAAUCUACUGCACUGAGGUUCCAGGAGCAAACCAAACCGUGGCUAAGCGGCUUCAUGGUGGCCAUGAUGUCAGGACUGGUUGUAACUGGAGUCAAUGCUGAGCAGACUCUCCCUUACUACGCAGUACUGUCCACAGUGGCCGUUCAUCUAACGUAUCAGAUUUACACAUUGGACAUUAACAAACCAGAGGACUGCUGGAAGAAAUUUUCCUCAAACAGAAACCUCGGACUGUUGUUAUUUUUAGGCAUUGUUAUCGGCAAUUUGUGGAAAGAAAGAAGAGAGACUUUGCUGCAAAACGAGGAGGCAGUCAGAUAAGUGAGAUCAGCAGAACAAAUAUGAUUUUUGUGACAUUUGCAAAACAUCACAAUCACUUGUUAUAAUGUUGCACAUUAUCUUUUGGGUUUUUAACUCUGAUUGAAGCUCUAUGAGACGACAAAAAGCUGUACCAUAAACUGUGUAAUUUAAAAUUUUACCUUUUAAAUUUGGAUUAUUUGCUCAUCAAAACAUUUACAGAUUUAAAAUGUCCUUUCAAUGGAUAUUUCUGAGAUUAAAUGAUUAAAUAAUACACCUCCUAGUACAGACAAAUAUAAUUCAUAUCUAUGUUCAAGUGCUGCUUAGUGGACCUCCAGCGUCUGCAUAAAUAAACCCAAGUCAGCAACACCUAGUCACAAUAAACAUGCAUAAUGGGGGAAAUUGUGUUGUUAUUGUUCAAAGCUGCAUUGAGUAAUUUUUACCACUAGGGAGCAGGUUACCUUAGUAAGUAUUUUCUGGUGGUUGGUUUUGUUUGUUCACAAGUCUUUAGUCUUUAGUUUAACUGUCUUCAUGAGUCAUUUGUUUACUUCAGCCCUCUCUGUCUUUUAAUGGGAGGUCGGUUGGGGACUCACCCUGCCUGAGCUUGUUUGAUGGAGACACUGCCAAUCAUUUUUUAUGAGAGAUUUUUCUAUACUCAACCAUGCAGUAUACGUGCAGGUUGAUGAAAGAGGCUAAAAGCUGCACAGACCUG